GGCUUCAAAUUCCACUAACUUAAACCUAACUCUGUCUUCUUUUGCAUUUUCCUUGUCAACGUUUUCCUUGUCAACAUUUUCCUCCUCAUAUUGUUCAUACUUUUCAUGACCAAAAGCUUUGGAAACUUUAUUAGACUCAACCUCAAAAUCUCUCUUGCAACAUAUUCAGGAACUCAUACACCUUGAUUACCCUCUAUAGUUCACAGCUCAACAGAGCUGCACUAAGAUUUCCCGCCAAUUAUAUAUUUGAAUUUUCUGCUAAUUACAUUGCUAUCAACAAAAAAUGGAGAGAUUUUCACAAAGAGAGAGUGUUCUUUUGGGGUAUAGUCCUCAAAGAGCAUUCACAAACUCCAACUCUUCACCCGACAAAAACUCGGACUUAGACUUUAAUGAUGUGUUUGGCGGGCCACCAAGGCGGUCAUCAAUACAAGAGAAGCGGUAUAAUUUCAAUGAAGCUAAGGAUACCUAUGGACGUAGUGGGGAAGAUGAAUCACAUUCAUGUCGUAUUUCAUGGCCUUGUCAUGGUGAGAAGCCAGUGUUUGGGGAGGAAAAUUUGAACAGAAGGCGAUACCCGAGUGAGGAUUUCUUCAAUGACAUUUUUCGAGGUGAUGAAUCUUUGACUUCUACUCCAAGGAAGCGUGACAGUGAUGUUUUUUCUUCAGCCCCAGGUUCGCGGGUUUUGAGCCCUGCUCGACCCCUGCCACCCAAAGCUGAGCCCUUUGGGAGUUCAUCACUCCCUUCCCAAUUCAGCCUUCCUGCCAAAUUGACCAAAGGGAUGGACUUGCCGGUGUAUGGUUCCACUCCUCUUAGUCCAUCUAAAUGCAAGGAUGGUGCAUCCAAUGGAAUUAGCUCUUCUUCUUUUUUGAGUUCGAAUCUUUCUAGAUUUUCAAGCCAAUCAACCCAAAGCCAAGAAGAAUUAAAAAAUGGUAUUCAAUCAUCUUAUAGCCAAAACCUUUUAUCCCAGGAGAUCAUUCUUAACAAUGAGGAGUCAUCAAAUUUGAUUAAAUCUGAUAAAAAAGACACGGAAGGCAAUAUUAAAAAGGAUUCAAAAAUCUCUGAAGCUCCAACCGACAGCAGUCAAUUCCAUUUCUCAAUAUACAAAUGGGCUUGCAAAGGAGUGCCAUUGAUGAUUCCUUUUAGAGGGAGUAGUUCAAGAUUAAAAGAACCUGUGAAAAUGAAAAGAUCCCUAAGCUUGAAUGGACGGAUAGAAAUCGAGAGUAAGGUGAGGGAAUCACCUUUAAAGUCCUAUAAGAUGGAACACAACAAAGAGGAAAAUGACUCAGUUCUUGAUACAAGCGCUCAAGAUGGAGUAGAGCCAUGCCAAAAUGUUGCAGAACCAAUUCUUCUUACAACUGAAUUAGAAACCCUGAGCAGCCUUCAUAGUGUUGUUGAAGAUGUUAGUGCUGAUACCAUGAUGCGUGAUAUAAGAGAAGAAAUAAAACAUCAAUCUCUGUCCAAGAUAGAUUUGUGUGAUAAUGAAGUGAAAGAAAUUACUAUCCUUACAAAGGAAGUUCACAAGCCUGAGUUGAAACCCCUACGUUCUCUACUAUUUGAUAACGACUAUGAACAAGGCAAUGAACGAAUCACUCAAAGAGGCAAAGGUAAGGAAAGCACAAUUAAAAGUGCAAAAAAUCCCUUGGCACUUGUUGAUGAAAGUAAAAAUGUAAAGAAGCAAGAUGGAAAAAGAACUACUCUGAAUGAUGUAGAAGUGGAUAAAGCUAGUUUGCAAGAUUCGCCUGUUUACUCAGGUGGAAAUCUUGGGAGGAAUAGAGUUAAGGGAAAGGUCAAAGAAUUUGUUAAAAUGUUCAACCAAGAAGCUCCUCCAAAACCCAAUGACAAUAUUGACUCUCGAAGUCAGAGUUCUAGAUGGAAGAAGAAAGGCUCUUAUGGUGCAAGGAAUGAAGUAAGUGUUAGCAGUACCAAAACUGGAUUAGAAGUGAAAAUUCCCAGGGUCCAUGUGAGCAACACAGUCCCAGAAGCUUCUAUCAUGGCAGAUGAACAUCUGAAAGAGUUAGAGAGAGAACAUUCUUCCAUAAAAACCACCAAUAAUAUAUUUAGUGAUGCCUCGUCGCAACUGAAGGAUAACUCAUCAGCAAGUACCGCAUCAAUUCCUAAUGGCUCAAUGGCUACAGUUGAAGACACAGACGAUUCCUUCCCAGGGAACUUUCUCAUAAAGGAAUUAACCCAAGGCGAGAAUGAACUGCCACAAAGUGACAAUAAUCACAAAGAAAUCCAAGUUAUUGAUGCUAAAAUACGACAGUGGUCCAAUGGAAAGAAAGGAAAUAUACGCUCAUUGCUAUCAAAUUUACAAUAUGUUCUUUGGCCCGAGAGCGGGUGGAAGCCUGUACCUCUUGUUGAUAUAAUUGAAGGAACUUCGGUCAAAAGAGCAUAUCAAAAAGCUUUACUCUGUCUACAUCCAGAUAAACUACAGCAGAAGGGUGCUGCUUCGCAUCAAAAAUACAUUGCAGAAAAAGUUUUUGAGAUUUUGCAGGAGGCAUGGACUCAUUUCAACUCACUUGGUUCAUUAUGAGUUCUCAGUCCUCUAUGGCAAUAAGUCUGUCAAUAUGGACAAAGAUCAGGUGCUCAGAAUCAGGAUGUCUCCACGAUUAAAUCCAAACCGUAAUAUAAAUACUGUUUUGACCAUGGAUAGGUUGUAUAAAAUUGAUGCCAUAAGACAUUUCAAAUGCCAUACUUUUCUUAUACUCGUGUUUGGAGCACGUUGAAAUUUCUAUUUUAUGGAACCAAAGUUUAUAAUAGAUGGUAUGAUGUUACAUGAGAGAA
Molecule: messenger RNA, 2781 nt
Organism: Quercus robur (English oak)
Lineage: Eukaryota; Viridiplantae; Streptophyta; Magnoliopsida; Fagales; Fagaceae
Product: J domain-containing protein required for chloroplast accumulation response 1
Exons: 9
Coding region: 284-2530 (748 amino acids)
Biological process (GO): clathrin coat disassembly; clathrin-dependent endocytosis
Cellular component (GO): intracellular membrane-bounded organelle; vesicle; cytoplasm
Molecular function (GO): clathrin binding
Source: RefSeq, a predicted model, not a curated record